Messenger RNA from Liolophura sinensis, 5940 nucleotides. Its product is annotated as dystrophin-like. The record is from RefSeq and is a predicted model, not a curated record. Gene Ontology annotation, molecular function: protein binding. The transcript has 29 exons. Gene Ontology annotation, cellular component: plasma membrane. Lineage: Eukaryota; Metazoa; Mollusca; Polyplacophora; Chitonida; Chitonidae. The coding region runs from base 495 to 5501 and encodes 1668 amino acids.
UACCGAUAAUUAGUGUAAUAUUACAAGUUUUCUGUGAUCUCAGUUAUUUUCAGUGUAGACUAAAGGAAAACUUUAGUUAUUGUCGCUGUGCUGAUCUGUCUUAGCAUAGAAAUAUUUUGAAAGAGAGAUCUAAUCUGUUCAGAAGGCAAACCAGUAUCAUAUAUAUUUCAGGUUAAAUAUCAUUUAAACGAGAAGUUUAGAAAUCAUAAUUAGCUAGUUGCACAUUUGUGCAAUUUAUUACUUUGAUUUUACACUGACACAUUUUUAGGCCAGUUUAUUUCUACAGCAAAUACUUCCUGUUUGCUUUUUGCUAUAAAUAGACAGUUGAUUUUAUUACGUAUUCAAACAUGACAGUUUUUUUUCCCUGGCAUGACUACAGACUAGCCUGGCUGGUAUUUGUGUGUCGUCGUUUUAUGUGAUAUUUUCUGUAUUGUCUGACAGAUGUUGAAGGCAGUGAGUGGCAAAGGCAGGUUGCUCUAAAUGAAGCCCUGGAAAUGGCUCCCACCAAAAGUUUCCUAGAGGCAAUGGAUGCCUUGUCCAAGUGGGUGGAGAGAGUGGAAUCUGUAGUGGAGUCAGAAACAUUCCAGGUCAACAAGACAGAGAUCAUGGAGGCACAGCUGCAGCAGUUCAAGGAGUUACAGAAAGAUGUAGAUGAACAUACGUCCAGCCUGGAGUACAUCAAUAAGACUGGGCAAGACCUGCUGGCCGUGGCCACAGAAGAAAAGACCCAGAAACUCCACACCGAUCUUCAGGAGUUAAACUCCAGGUGGAGUAAAGUCACCACCAGCAUCACAGACAGAAUCAGCAAACUGGAGAAGGUCCUCGGUCAGCUCAAACAGUUCCAGAGUCAAUCGGCAGGCCUGCGUCAGUGGAUGGAGGAUAUGGACGUCUUUCUGCAUACAGAGGACCCCUCUCCUGAGGACAUGACUACGCUGGAGGCACAGCUCCAUGAGAGCAAUGGCGUUCAAGAGGACAUAAAAACUCUGAAACAAAAUGUCAAGAAUUUAAAUGACAUAAGAAAAGAAUUUUCUCCUGAAGCUGAGAAAGAGUUCAUGGAAAAGCUGUCAAAGGAAUUGGAUGAGCUGAACAGCCGAUGGGAAGAAGUCACGACUCUAGCUCGAAACCAGAACGAUAGCCUUAAAAACCUGCUGAAAUCCAACUCCUCGCGAAAGGACCUGCUACAGAGAGUGAAUGAGCUGAUCAGGUGGCUAGAAGGUGUGAAGGAGGAUCUGAGUAAUAAGGAUUACCUUGUCAGCAGCCUGGAAGAUCUGCAGGAAAAAAUUGACAAGUUUAAGACUUACGGAGAUAAUAUGCGGGAAAAAGAACCCCAUGUGACCAAAGUGACCGAUGAAGCUAACGAAGCAUUGAACUCUGGCUCUGGAACAUCUCAGGAAUUGGCACGACGCGUCAUGCAGAUGAGUGCUCUGUGGACUGACUGUUCUCAGCGAGUGGACAGGUAUUCCAUGGUGUAUGCGGUGUCCAAUGACAACUACAAAGAAUUCUCAGAGCUGUUACACAAAGAAAAAGCUUACCUUCAGACAUUAGAGAGGAAACUGAUGCGAUCAUCAACGGCAAGCCUAGAUGCGGAGGAUAUAUCAGAGGAGCUAGAGGAUGUUGAGAGUUUCAUGAGGGAGCACGGUGAUGAGGGGAAGAAGCGAGUGCAGGAGUUAGGUCAGGAGCUCAUUGUCAACAAUGUGAUGUCAGGGGAGGUAAAGGCCAGCCUGGAGGAAUACCUGAACAAGUGGAACACCCUGGAGACACAGUCCAAAGAGAAGAUUUACUAUAUGGAGCAAUCUGUACAGAAGGCUCAGACGCUGGACAGACAGAUGCUAGAGAUGUCACAAUGGAUGAGUGAUGUUACAGAGCAUCUCCAGUCACGCCUGGAUGCUGAUGUCCUCGCCGGGGAUGUUCCUGAAGAGUAUGAGUCUCUGAAACAGGAGUUUCAGCAGCAGGAAGAGUUACUGAAUGAAAUGGAGACUCAAGCAAAAGAGUGUCGUGAUCAAGGAAAUGAAGAUGCUGCUGAGAGGCUGGAGGAACAGACUCGUAUGAUUAAGGAACAUUUUCUAGAAGAAGUUGUGCCCAAAUUUCGCAAAUUCCAACGUCCAACAGAGUUUGAGCCUAAGCUGUCAUAUGUGAAGCGAGAGCUGGACGGUAUUCAGGAGAGAAUCCACCUUUUAGAGUUGAGGAGUGAGGACCCAGAGGUUGUCAGUGGACUGCUGGAACAGUGCAUGAAAUUUUACAAGACGAUGAGCGAGCUGAAACCCCAGGUGGAGUAUGUCAUUAAAACUGGUCGUUCUGUGGUGGACAAGAAACAGGUGGAUUUCCCGGACAAACUGGGCAAACAACUGGAUGCCAUCAAACAGCAGUAUAAUGAUAUUGGUGCACAGGUGACCAAAGGGAAAACUGACUUAGAGAAGGCUUUAAAAGUAUCCAAGAAACUGAAGAAGGAGAUGACCUCUGUGCAGGAGUUCACCACUAGGGUGCUGGCUGACCUGUUAAAGAGAGAAAACUCCAGGAACCAGAAUGUGGAUGAGGAACUACACUGGAUUAAGAGUGUUCAAGAGGAGAUGGGCAAGAGACAGCCAGUUCUAUCCUCUCUACAAGGUCAUCUGGAUCAGCUGGUGGAGCUGGCUGAGGAAGGGGAGUUAACUGCUGCCACCCAGACAGUAGAGGAGAUCAACAAACAGUGGACAGAUUUGGCUCACAGGCUGGGCAUCAGGAAAAUACAGCUGGAGGAGAAUGUGUCACAGCUAGAGACAGUCUUCAUACAGUUCCAGGUGACCUUGAUGAAGGUCAAAGACUGGCUGAGCCAGGCUGAGAUGACCUUGGACACUCAGGAGAAGCUGACAGCAAAGGAGCAAGCCACAGACGAACAAAAAGAUAAAGUCAAGAGCCUGCAGCUAGAGGUCGCCAGCAUUCACGAAGAUGUGGACGAGGUCAGGGAUUGUGCCAUUGACCUGAUGACCAGGAGUGGACGCUACAAGAAAAUGGUGGAACCAGAGCUUACUCAUCUUAACCAGAGAUGGGAGGAAGUCACAGUCAGACUAAAAGGGAGACAAUCGGUUGCACGAGAAAAAGUGGAGAUGCUGUCGUCAGCCGUGCUUAGCUCCCCCGUGAAGGUUGAGGAUAUGGAAGGCCAGAAGUCUGAGAUUACUGGAGACGAGGACUUCGAUAGGUCAUACAGGAUCGCUGUUAACUCUAUCAUGGUGUUCACUGAUAGCCUGAACAGGAACACAAGUCUGCAGGGUGAGGACCUGGAUGCUGUCGUGGAGAAAAGGGUCAAGGACAUUGACCAGGGUUUGGAUCGCCUGCAGCCCGACGUUGCCCAGGUCAUGGAGAAUGGUGAACUGGCUGUCCAUGAGAAUGAAGUGAUGGAGCCAGAGAAAGCCUUAAAGAUUAAUCAGUGUAUGGAAGAUCUCAAGGUUCUGUGGAAUACAGCCACGGCUGAGGCAGAAGACCGGAAAUCUCAGGCUCGCUCUGUUCUCCCUCUGUGGACCGAAUUUAAAUCCGACGCCACCGAGUUCUCCAAACAUUUGGAUCAUUUGGAAGAGCGGCUGUCAGCGCCACCUGGUGGAGAAGAAGAGAAAAAGAUCAUAGAGGAGGAAUUUCGCCGUCGUCAGAGAGAUCUGGAUGGCUUGCAGAGUAAAGUUGAAGAGCUUCGAGAAAAGGGGGCGUCUGAUGCUGGUGAAGCUGAUCUUACCAAACUCAAUCAGCGCUGGUGCAACUUGCCGUCGCCUCAGCAACCAGUGGCACCCACUGGCGUUACGGCUGUCACAUCGGCCACUGUCAUGACCAAAACCUCUGUCAACUACAUGGUGAGCAGUGUUACUAAGACGAUAAGUGGUGAUGCCAAACCCCCAUCCGAUUUCCUUGAGGAGGUGCGUCGAGCACUCGUUGUGAUGGCUGAUGUGCGAGAACAACUGGGCUCUGAUGAGCUGACAGGAAGAGAUUUCGAGAAUUUCUCCGAGCAAGAAGACAAGUUGAAGGCUAUCAAAUCCAGCCUUGACAACCUGCAGCCGAAGAUAAAUGAGUUGGAGAGUCAGCAGGAGGAUGCUGUAGGACAGAGUACCUCUGAUGAAGCUGCUCACAUACGUGGCCUUCUGUUACAACUGAAGGAGGAGUGGUCCAGCGUCAACGAGUCCUACAAGAAGAGACAUGACCGCUGGAGUAAGUCUGUUGAACAGUGGAGACAGUUUCACUGUGAUCUGAACAACGUGACAGCCUGGAUCCAGGAGGCCGAUGAGAAAUUGGAAGGGAUCAAAGAUGUGAAGGAUGCAGAGAAACAGAAAGAAGUUCAUCGUAAUGUAGAGAGCGGGAUCAAAGUCCACCAGGGCACUGUCAAUAGUAUGAAUACUGCCGGAAAUGAAAUCAUACGACAGUUGUCUACCCCUGAUUCAGAACUUUUCAGAGAAAGGCUUGACAGAAUCAAUCAAAGAUGGAAAGCCUUGACUACAAUGAUACUAAGCCAUCAAGACAGUUUCGACUCUGAGAGCGUAAAAACGAGUGAGUUCACAGAUGACAUGGAUGAAUUGUUCUAUUGGAUAGACGAGACAGAAAACAUUCUUAGCAGCACUGUACAUGUGCGGGCAGAAGAGGAGCAUAUCGAGGAGCUGCUGGAAAAAGUCAAGGACCGUGAGGAGGACAUUCUAUCACGUCAGCAGUCUCUGCUAGCGGUGACUGUGAAUGGAGAGAAAAUGAUUCAGAGGGACGGCUUGAGCUCAGAAGACAAGGAGAAUAUACAGAGGGAUUUAGAGAACCUGAAUGCAAGGUGGAACAAGGUUGUCACAGAGAUCCCUCAGAGAAUAAAGGAACUUGCAGAACGUCUACAGAAACUACGGAGCUUUGACGAGGAGUUAGUGGAGGUACAGAACUGGAUCACAGCUACCAUUGAGCUGCUGGAGACGCAGGCAGGCCCUGCUGUAUCGGCCACAUCCAAGGAGGAACAAGAUUCUGUUAUUGUGGAUCCAGCGACGAUGAAUGAUGCUUUGGCUGCUCGCCAACAGCACGUCAUGGGAAUCAAUGAACGAUACCAGAGAACUUUGAUUGAUUGUCAACAAGAUGGUGUCCCCGUUCCAGAAAAUGUUAUGCUGAAAGUUGAAAAGCUGAACAUUGAUUGGUUGAAAGUAAAGGAGCUGGCAGCCAAUCUGAGAUCCCCAGAUACUAGUGUGGAUGAAGUAAUGGUGAAAGUAAAAGCCAGUCAUGCUGAGGCCGAGCCUAGCUCUCCUUGGGAGAAGUUUGAUGAGUCUGUCACUGAACUGAAAGACUGGUUACAGGUGUUAGAGGAUAUGUUACAGUCCAAGGUUGUAACCGUUGGUGACUUGGAAGAAAUUGAAGAGCUGAUUCUUAAACAGAAGGCUGCCUUGAACGAAUCGAGCUCUGAGAUACAGCCAAACCCCACGCUUAAUGUAGGGCCCACGGGCUUAGAGGACGUACAGGACUCUGUGGUAGAAAUUAAUGGUGACUGCUCAAAGCUUGAGGUACAGGUGAUCAUGUCUGCCUAACCCCACCCCUAUAUUAUCAAACUGUUCCAUUGUAUGCAGAGGGUCAUAUGGAAUAUGGCACUCAGUGCUUUGCUUUUAAGCUCUGGAACACCAGGGCAGCGCGUGUAUAGAGGAAGAAUUUAAAUUUAAAAGAUUUUAAAUUGCCUCUGAUGCAGUAUUUAGAGUACUAAAAGAACAUACCAUGUAAUGAUUAUUAAAACUAGGGAUGAACGCGUAUGUGUUUUUGGCUUUUUCCUUUGGUCAUUAAAUGCGACCUUCACCACUUCUUGAGCAAACAUCUGCCGUGGUGUUUGGCAAUGACAACUUGAGACGUCACAAGUUGUAUUGUCAGAUUGAAAACAAAAAAUAACUUAUGGACAGGUAUAGACUGAACCUAUCUGAUAGGCACCAACUGUAGGGCUAUUCGGAAUAUUCCCACAAAAAUUUCUAAGCACAUAUA